GGCGGCGCCCGCUGGGGGUGGAGGUGCUCGUGGAAGUCUCGGCCGUGCCGCCAUGGCGGUGCGCGCAAGCUUUGAGAACAACAACGAGCUGGGCUGCUUCGCCAAGCUCACCAACGCCUACUGCCUCGUGGCCAUCGGCGGCUCCGAGAACUUCUACAGCGUGUUCGAGGGGGAGCUGUUCGGGACCAUCCCGGUGGUUCACGCCUCCAUCGCCGGCUGCCGCAUCAUCGGCCGCAUGUGUGUGGGGAACAGGCACGGACUGCUAGUCCCAAGCAGUACGACUGACCAAGAGCUUCAACACAUCCGCAACAGCCUUCCAGAUUCUGUACGAAUCCAGCGAGUAGAAGAGCGGCUCUCAGCUCUGGGCAACGUCACGACUUGCAAUGACUAUGUAGCUCUUGUUCAUCCAGAUCUUGACAGGGAGACGGAAGAGAUCUUGGCAGAUGUACUAAAAGUGGAGGUUUUCAGACAAACAGUAGCUGAUCAGGUGCUGGUAGGAAGUUACUGUGUUUUCAGUAACCAAGGAGGAAUUGUGCAUCCUAAAACUUCAAUUGAUGAUCAGGAUGAACUCUCUUCAUUGCUUCAGGUCCCACUCGUGGCAGGAACAGUGAAUCGUGGCAGUGAGGUCAUUGCAGCCGGAAUGGUAGUAAAUGACUGGUGUGCCUUUUGCGGGCUGGAUACAACCAGUACUGAACUCUCUGUUAUUGAGAGUGUCUUCAGAUUGAACGAAGCACAACCAAGUACCAUUGCUACAAACAUGAGGGACUCCUUGAUUGACAGCUUGACAUGAGAAGUGACAGUUCCCACCUUCCAGGAAGCUCCUAAGGAGUGAAGUGUGAGGCUGCACUGUGGAGUACAGAUUUCUAGAUUUUCUGCUGCAGGCUUAUCACAAGGAAGAGGCUACAAAUCCACCUUUGUAUAGUGUUUUGUAAACUAAGUAUGAUUACAAAACUGACUAAUAACAUGUACAAGUUAUAAAUAAGGAAUGCUGUGUAUCCCUCUGCUGAUAUUCUCUAAGAACAAUAGAACUCUUUCUCUCUGUCGUACUGAACCAAACCCCCAAAAUAUUUACAAAUAUUUACGCCACAAUAUUUACUCUUAGCUUUAGAGUAUUGGGUAUUAUUUUGCCUUGAAUCAUGGAUCAGUGUUCUGUUGCACAGCACUGUUUCAGCACACAUACAGCACUGUCUUCUGUUUCCACACUUCUGCUAAAGAAUAGUACUUCUGCUUUAGGUAGACUUAAGGGCCAAAAGUCGCUUGAGCUUACUUGCUACAAAAGCAUUUGGAAGGUAUCAGCUGCUCUCUUGUCCUGACUUGUGGCUGUUCCCAUAUGGCAGUGAAAAGGGAUUUCUGAAGUGAGAAAUAAGUAAAAUGUGCUUUCUUAAAGAGAUUAAUCCAGAGAUGGCUUGUGUGGACUGCCUACGUAAGAGUAGGAUUUGGUCUGUUGCCUGCAUGUGCGUCGUGACCUGUGUGCUGUUUCUGAGGCAUCUGCGAGGGAGCCUAGAAAAGCAUGCUACUCUCAGUAGGCUUAAACGUGCUCUGCAUGACUUGACCACCUAUACCGAGAAAUUCUUAGAAACCAGCAAAUCAAAUGAGGUUGAAAUGCUCUCCUCUUGAUUUACGUAGAUAAAAAGGUAAUCCAGUUCUAACCAGUUCCUCCAUUCAAUCAUACAUUUCUGACUAGGGAGCUGGCUAGUGCAGGGCAUCUGCCCUUGUUGGAGAGCAAGGAUGAUGAGAAGGAGCUUUAGAGACUGCUUUCAGAUACACAGUAGUCGUUUCCUUUUAACCACAACUUUUAUUACUUAAUGUCUCUUUUAUGCUUUUCCUCUUAAAUGUGUGUUGAAGGCAGAGGAAGGCCUCUGCUUCCUGUACUAAGGGGAGGUAGAGGCACUUGAAUCCACACGGCUGCACUACUCACUUGGGUUUCCUGGAGGACAUGGAAUACUGUCCUGAAUGCUCUGUGGGCAUUAGCUCUUUCUUGGCCCUUGUGCUUCAGGCUUUAUAGAGUAUUCAAAUUUCACUUUUGUUGUUGAUUUUGCUCUUCAGAUGUUUAGGGAUGCAUUUAUAA
Messenger RNA from Nothoprocta perdicaria, 2068 nucleotides. RefSeq names its product eukaryotic translation initiation factor 6 (gene EIF6). The transcript is spliced from 6 exons. The record is from RefSeq and is a predicted model, not a curated record. Gene Ontology annotation, cellular component: preribosome, large subunit precursor; cytosol; nucleolus. Gene Ontology annotation, biological process: cytosolic ribosome assembly; maturation of 5.8S rRNA; ribosomal subunit export from nucleus. The coding region runs from base 53 to 790 and encodes 245 amino acids. NCBI's taxonomy places the organism in Eukaryota, Metazoa, Chordata, Aves, Tinamiformes, Tinamidae. Gene Ontology annotation, molecular function: ribosomal large subunit binding.